This is a messenger RNA of Styela clava, 2313 nucleotides long. Its product is annotated as 40S small subunit processome assembly factor 1-like. Lineage: Eukaryota; Metazoa; Chordata; Ascidiacea; Stolidobranchia; Styelidae. The record is from RefSeq and is a predicted model, not a curated record.
ACAGUAAUAAUGUCUUUGUUAGAGCGUGUCAUGCUUUGUAGAAACACUGUAAAAGCAAGACAUCAAAACUUUACUUCAGAUCAAAGUGCUUCUGUGCCGAGAUUAACGCUGUCUCGCGGUCUCCCUAAAAUCGCUUCACGGACCCCUAAGCGACCGCGGACCCCAGUUUGAAAACGAAUGGUGUAAAAGGACUAGGGAUAGCUGAAUACAUACUUCAGUAUGGGGGCCCGCUGCUCAGUACAGUGCUCUGCACGGGAGGCGGACAGCUCAACUACAGGACUACGGUACUUUCUAGCGCAACGCUUCAAGAGGGCAGUAGGGUACCUGUAUGUCGUAGUGGUGUAAAUUCCGAUCUUUAAAGGGCUCCAGUGGCAUGGAAACACACAAAUUUAUGUGCACAAGUGACAUACAGACAUAUUUUGAAAUCAAUUUAUAACAAAAAUGUAUCAUCUAAUUUCAUAUCAUUUUCGGUACUGUUUCUCUUAUUUUUCAGGCAUGAAUCGCGAUAAUGACUAAACGUAGGCGCCAUAAGAUGGAAAUAAAGGACAUAGUGUCCAUAAAGGAAGCAGAUAAUGAUAAAAUUUUAAGUAUUUUGGAUAAAUAUGCUUCAGAAUUUUUAGGUGAAACACAGCCUAAAGAAACACAACCCAAUACCCCCACUAUUCUAACCACGGUGAUGACGAAAGAGGAAAAUGAUAAUAAAUUAAAAAAGGAAGUUGAAAUUGUCAUAUUUAAAAGUAGAAAAACUAAAAAUGAAGAACCGGAAAUAAAAAAAGCAUCACCAACUAUUGUUGGUACAGACUCGAAGUUCAAUAUUCCAAAGUGUAAAUAUACAAAUGAAAGACUAAAUUCUUCAGAAGUUUUAGAAAAAUUAAAAUUCAGCGUUGGCUCGUUUGGAAUGAAGGCAUUUUCGAAAGAAGAACAGAGAGAACAUGAAAGAAAAAGAGCAAUAAAACUUGGAGCAAAACCGACGAAACGGAAAUAUGUUAAUUAUAAAAUUCUCAUGGAAGAACAAAAAAGAUUGAAACAAGAUACAAGUUCUGGCAAUAAUAUAUUGUCGAACAAUAGAACCGAAUAUAAAGAAAAGCCGAGUGGCAUGCCGAAAUUCUGGAAACAAGGCGAUAAAAGUUUAAAUCCACAAAUUGGAAAAUAUAAGGAUGGAGUUUUAAAACUUUCAUCAAAAGAUAUUAAAUCUGUAAACAGGCGCCGAUAAAAAAUUCCUCUUAUUUUGAUAUUUUCGGCUGACUCAAUGCAUUACACAUUAAACCUAUUCUUCCAUAUGGAUCAUGAAAGCUAUUUCCAGUAGGACACAGUCUCCUGAUGCCAAGAUCUGUCGAUAUUUGGUUCAAUAAAACUAACACUCUAUUUGUCUUAGUAACGAGGGUGUCUGGCACGGCAGUAGAUUGCGUCAUGCUUGUCCCGAUAAUAAAUUAACGUGCGUCUGCCGUCAUAUGACCAAAAUUUUCCUGUUGACGUUUUUUUGCUAAAAACUCUUGAAUCCUGCAGUAAAAAUUUUUUUCUCCAGUGAAUCGUAUUAUUUUUUGGGAAUCCAACGGUGACAUUUUCAGAUUGCGUAUUUUUUUAGUUUAUUGCGCAGUGCCGGUUCUGCUGAUGUGGAGGCCCAGACUGUCUCGUAAAGGAGCGGUUUGCAUUCACUGUUUUCUAAUGUGGGGGCGUUCUUGAAAUUGGAGAACUGUACCGUACUGCAUUUCUAUUGAUUUUUUUGCAAGUUUGAGGAAUGUGUAGUUGAUCAGUAAACUAACAUAUAAUUAUACUCAUUUACAAGUGUAGUAUAAAAAAAUGAAUCAACGUGGAACGAUAAAUGUUAUUCCAAUGAUUUUCAUUUGUAUUGGUUUCAUACAAAAACACUGUAUAUUAUCAUGUUUAACUUUGGACCAAAUGAGUUGAACUCGCAUCUAUUUGUUGUAAUGUCAAUAAAUUUUCAGAUUUUCAAUUUUCAUGAUUUCCUUCGAAGUAUAGAAAAAGGAAAUAAAUUAAUGCAUGGAACGAGACGGCAAGUUUUGUGAAUGGUUAUUUCACAAUUUUACAGUAUAUCAAUAAUAUUGAAAUUGAAUAUUCAUUCAUUUUGAUGGAAACUUCGCCCAACAAAAUGAUAUCAUCGAUUUGAGACCUGUUGCCGAAUAUAACAAUUUCAUGCGAAUGUUAAAAACAUUGUUUGGCAUAUUAAAAAAAAAUGCAUUGUAAUACUGUUGAAUUUGGUACGUCAUUGAUGUAUGUAUUACAUGUUUGAUUUACUAUCCAUAUGUGGCCUAGACUUAAUUGAAUAAACGAACUGUUACUUUAAUAUUUACA